Pan troglodytes (chimpanzee) is the source of this 4310-nucleotide messenger RNA. RefSeq lists its product as uncharacterized. NCBI's taxonomy places the organism in Eukaryota, Metazoa, Chordata, Mammalia, Primates, Hominidae. The record is from RefSeq and is a predicted model, not a curated record. The transcript is spliced from 4 exons. The coding region runs from base 797 to 1282 and encodes 161 amino acids.
GUGCUUUCCUGGCAAGACUGCUAGUGAGCAGCACCCUUUCUGCAGAAAGUAAACUAGCUUUGCUGAGAGAUUCUUUGUCUCAGUGUUGAUUUUUGCAACACCGAGCACUAGUUGCCAACAAUUUGGUGGCCUGUAUGGGGAAUAACAUUCCCCUCUUGGACGGUCUUUGCCCCUCUCUCGUGGGGAGGCGCCCCACCACCUGUUGUUGCCGUGGCCCCAGCAGGAGAGCCAGGACCUACCUGGUGCGAGGAAUAUAUUUGGAGUCUCAGCAUCGGCGGGGAAAGAGAGAGGCUUGUGGGACCGUGGUGACCAGGUGACUCUGUGCGUGGGCCAAGGAAAUGUGAAAUCUCUUAGGCCAAGAAGAACAACCUGAGGACUCUCUUUCUGGAGGUAAUUGAACUCCUUUAGUAAAUCCAGAGGAGAAAUCUGAGAUCAGUACAUCUUUUGUAUCUAUGAUAGCUAAGGAUACAUCACUUGAAAGAUUCACUGUACUAAGUACUUUCUUCAGCAUUUGACUCUUGGCCCUUGUGUUGUGAGCUCCUUGUUCCUGCAAAGCUGGCUGGGGUCACCAUAGUGGGUCAAAAAAAAAUUCAUCAAUGAAAGAGAUAGGGAAUCUCCAAUCUCUAUCCCAAGACAUGUUCUCAAUGACUUGAGCACAUCAGCAGAUGCUCAGGAUACAGAAGAGAGAUUUCAUCUAUGGGAAAAAGACCCUCUGAAAAGAAGUGUGAAAUCAUCAAAAGAGCCAUUGGAGGGGACACCAGAGAGUCAUGUGGCUGAGGUUUCACAUGAUCCUGCCAUGCUUCCAGUCCAGAGGAGAAAGCUAGACCCACUCCUCAAAAAGUAUAGGCAUCAUAAGAAGGCCACAAGGACAAAAAGAAGGAGGAAGGAGAAAAUGGAGGCCCAGUGCUCCCCUGUUCCUCCAACACCUUUGACACCACCACAAAGUGAAGAAGAUGAGGCUGUAGACAAAAAGCCAACUCUACUCAGUGCCCAGGAAGAUACUCCUGACCUUCUCCAUGAGGACAGAUUACAGUGUCUGCAGGAAGAGGGUUCCGGUGUGAUGCAUCAGGAAUGUCAGAUCCAGUCCUGUAAGCUCUCGGUAGCUCAGAAGCCCAGGCCCUCUUCUCCUGCAGUGACAUCCUUGGCAUCACCACCACUCUGCUUUGGCAGUUUCCUAAGCUGUGUCUGCCAGACCUUCUCAAGGUCUAGGAAGCAGAAGCCUCCCAGAAGAAAAGGAAGAAAAGUGUCUACCUGUUGGAAGCUCAUGACCUCUUGGUGGUAAAGUGCUCACUAUUGCCUGCAGCAUGCUAGGUCUUGUCAAACCCUCUGCACCUUGGGCUGCGCAGUUAUCUGGACAUGUGCCAGGUUCAAGCUCCAUCCUCUGUCUUCCUGCCCUUGCUGCUCUAAGGUAAGACAAAUGAAAGCUGUCUGAGGGUCUCAGAUAGUUUUUCCAGCUUCCAUCCCAUGUAGCACAAAUAAUACAUAGAUUUUUCAAUAAAUAUUGCUUGAUUGAUCUAGAGUCAAUGAGGUGGCUACUAUCUAAGAUGAGUUCUCAAAUAAAAGUGAGUUUGCCUGCCACAAAUAUGUGUGCGUAUGUAUUUAUGAAUGUGCUUGCAUAUACACAGAACAUAUAUCAUAAAUGCUAUGUACACAUACCUAUUUCCAAUACUUGGAAUGUAUCUGACCUAAAUGCUUGCUGCCAUAGCCAGAAAGUCAAACUUAGCUUCUUUAUCAGAAGUUUUAGCAAAGAUGAAUCAAAUUCUUUAUUAUCCAGUGCUUAUCCCAGGAGGUUUUUCCACCUAUAACAUAUGCAGGUACAGUGUUGCUAAGUAUAGAGGCCACUCAUUGUCCCUCCAAAGCAUUUGUUGUGUUUUCUGAUGUCAUGAUACCUCAGCUAAGUACUGCUAAAUCAUUACAAAUGUGGCUACAGUUGUUGAGUGCUUUCAUUAUCAUCAUAGUUCUAAUACUGCCUCCCAAAGGAGAAAAUUAUUUGGGGCAAAAACAUUAAAAAAUGAAUAUGCUUCUAUAUAUAAUCUCAGUUGAAAGGCAGUAUUAGCUGUAUUUUUGAUUUUGAAGUGUGAAAUACUAUUUUUUUGAGGUGAAGAAAUACUGUUUUUUUGGCCUUAAGGAAGUUAUAUCAAAUGAUUCCUCCACAACUGCCAUCAGUUUUUACUCUGUAAUUAUUCCAUGUCUCAUCGCUGACACAGUUUCUGCUCCAGUAAAACAAAUGUGCUUCUUUUGUAUAUCUCAGAUAAAUGGCCUUCAACUUGCACUCUUUUAUUCCCAUUGGCUGGAAUGCCCUAACUUCUUCCUGCCUUCCAAUGUUCUUUAAAAUUUCACUUACAACUCAUUUUUUCCUUGUUAUCUUUCUGGAUUAAAGUCAGACAGAUAUGAUUACCCUAGUCAUCCCAGAACACUCCUAUCACAUUCCAGAAUGAAUACCAAUCAGAAUGAAUGAUUGCUUCAGUUUCUGCCAUUUGACCAUGACUUUGACACAUACACAGUGGCAUCUUAGUCAUUUGAGAUUUGUGAGUAGAAUGGGGAUGGUGAAGUGCUGAUGUGUAGCUCAAUGAAAAGGCUUUGAAAUAUUGAGGGUUGGGUACUUUGGGAGCAUCAGGAGAAAGCACCCUUGGAAUUCCCUUUGCUGGUUUCUGGCCAAAGUGGCCCUUUCCCUCAAGUGUCUCAGAAAGCCAUGACCAUUGGUAUGGGGGCCAGAGAGAAAGGACAGGAGUGGAUGAUUUGUGAACACAUGAGAACUUCACAGAGAAUUUUGUCUCUGAAUUGAUGCAGGUAACAGAAAUUGCCAGCAAAACACAGAUGAUUAGCUUAAAUGUGAGAAUAGAGUUGUCCUUACAGAAGAUCUACCUUCUCUCGAUUUAUCAAAAUGCCACAGAGAAACUGAGGCUACUUUAGGAGUACCAACUGCAUCUCACUUUGCCCAUCAAGCUGCCCUAUCCUCUUUACCAUGCUGUAGCCUGUUAUGUGGGUACAGAACUGUUCUCCAUCAUGGCGUUUUCCAGACUCAUAUAUGAGUAGCAUCUGCUUUCAGUGCAUCCCUUAUCUUAUCUAAAACACAUUCUAUUGUCAAGUAUGGAGAAGGUUCUUUCCUUCUACCUUAGGGCACCAAAUCCCUUGGCCUAGCUUUUUUUUGUCUUGUCCCUGAUGGAAACUCUAUGGUCUGAGCACACUUGGCUAAAUAUACUAUGAAAGUUAGAAAAAUUCUCUCUUUUUCCAUGCUUGAUUUCCAAGCUUAUUUAUUAUUUUACCAAUAAAUAAACCAAAUGUCUGCUCUCACUUUUCAUGGAGCAAUAAUACUCAAGGUUCAGUCUUGGAGGUGGGAGGUUAGUAGGAGUCAUGAGAUAAGGGGCAAUUAUCUCAUGAUAAUAUAUCACUAUAUGUGAUCUGGCAAUAUUGAGAUAUUUUACAAAUAUUAUAGUGAUGUAUUUAUACUGCAGCAUGCUAGGUAUACUUUACAAUAAUAUAUAUAUAACAUGUAGGUAUUCUUACAUGUGUAUACGUCCUCUUGAUUCACGUAAAAUGUGGACCGGCCCAUUCAGAACAUGCAGCUUUUCUAAAGAUUACUAGUUUCUUACAUAGUGGCUAAGGUUAUCAAAUUAUCUAAUUUGUUUGAAUGUAGUCAGCUAAACGGAAUAAAAUUCACUUUGGGAAUUAGAUUGCCUAGUGCUCUGUCUUUGGUGAUUAGAUCAACUCUAUAAUUACAAAAUAGUAGCUUCAUUUGGACCCCUUCAACACAGUGUCACCAUAAUACAUAGUAGAGUGAAUUCUCUUGUUAGUGAAAAAGUAUAAGUGUUAGAGCUGAAAGAAUCCGUAUAGAUUAUUUAAACCUCUUCAUUUUACAAGGGAAGAAACUGAAGUUCACAGAAAUGACAAUUCAAUUGAUACAAUUAAAUUUAACUAAAAACACUUGCUAAAAGUCUGAAGUUGUUCAAUCAGUGUGGUUGAGGAGAAUGUGACAGAGGAGAAAAGGUCUGUGUGUUAAACCACCAGCAUAGGCCAUUGUGAAUGCUUUGACAUUUCCACUGAAGGAAAAGGUGAACCAUUGUAAGCUUUGAGCAGAGGAUCAACACAAGGCAACUGAUAUUUUAAAAGGAUCAUUUUAGUUGCUGUGUUGAAUGGAUUAAGGGGGUUAAGAGUAAAAGCAGGGAGGUUAGGUGGCUGUUGCAGGAAUCUGGGGGAGAGAGAUGCUAGCUCAGAUGUGGGUAAUAGAGUAGAGGUCAUGGGCAAAAUAAUAUAUUUUAGAUGUAUUUGGAAGGUGAAGUCAACAGGAUUUCCUGGAAGACUGAAUAUAG